Molecule: messenger RNA, 2147 nt
Organism: Stegodyphus dumicola
Lineage: Eukaryota; Metazoa; Arthropoda; Arachnida; Araneae; Eresidae
Product: histone-lysine N-methyltransferase PRDM7-like
Biological process (GO): regulation of transcription by RNA polymerase II
Molecular function (GO): RNA polymerase II cis-regulatory region sequence-specific DNA binding; protein binding; DNA-binding transcription factor activity
Source: RefSeq, a predicted model, not a curated record
UGCUUUAAGUUAAGAAUAAAUUUAACAAAAAGACUUUCAAUAGCAGAAGAAAAAUAAAUGAAUUUAUUUCGUAUAGAGAAUGCAGACGAUUUUUUUCCUCAAGCAUUAAUUAUUUAGUUCUUAAGCAUAUUUUGUUCUGAGAUUUUAAUGUUUGAAAAAUGGAUUACGAAGAAAGUAUCCAGAAAAAAAUUCAAGAGUUCUUCAGCGCAAAAGAAUGGCAAGCACUGAGUAAUUAUGAAAAAACAAGAUAUACUAAUCAGUGUCGAAAUUACGAGGUUCUCUUAUCAACAGGUCUGAAAGUAAAGCCACCGUCUUUUAUGAACCAAAAAAAGAAAUCAGAUCAUGGAAGUAAAUGGCAGAAUUCCAAAACGGAAAUAUUAGAUAAGAUACCCAAAAUGCCUAAAAUUAAACCUUUUGCAGUCCCUAAUGAGUCUGCGAGAAAGAAGAAAUCGACAUCUCAAGAUAAAAUAAGCAUGAAAAAUAAAACUUCGAGCAGAGAAAUAGUAUUGCCGCAACAGGCAAAGAAUAUGGAUUAUAAAAGUAUUGCAGAUAUCCUUCUCAGUCGAGCAGAAGUGUAUUUUCGAAAGCUGGAAAGCUUUUUGAUGAUCGAAAAUGACGCUAAUCCAGAAGUGGAAUUGAUAGAAUCCGCACCAGUAAAACGUUAUCCGAAACGUAAUAUCCCUAGAAAAAUUUACACAGAGGAAGAUAUCUCCAGCGAUGAUGAUUACCUGUAUUGUAAAGACUGCAAUUUAGAGCACAAAGGAGCUUGCCCCACUCAUGGGCCCAUGCUGUUGGUUUGCGACCAAAAGGUAGCAAAGGGUUUACGAAACAAAGCACUGGGUUCCACUCCAUGCUUUUUGUCAAUAGGGAAAUCAUCCUUACCAAAAGCUGGAUUAGGUGUAUGGACAGAAAUUCCUCUUCCGAAAGGAAUGGUUUUCGGUCCCUAUAAAGGAACUAUCGUGCGAAAACGAGAGGAAGCCAGUAAAAGCGGAUAUGCUUGUCAGGUAUGGAAAGGCGGGAAAGCUCAUCAUUAUAUCGAGGGUUUCGAUGAAUCCUCCUCCAGCUGGUUGCGCUUCGUGAACUGUGCAGAUAUUAAAGAAAGACAGUCUCUCACAGCAUUCGAAUAUAAAAAGAUGAUUUAUUACAAGACUUACAAAUACGUGUUACCUUAUACAGAGCUUCUUGUGUGGUACGGAGACCAGUUUGCUCGUGAUUUGGGUAUCGACACAAAGAAAUGUGUUCCAGAUGACGUUGCUGAGGAAGUGGACGGCUUCCAGUGCGAUGUUUGCCAAGCUCUCUUUUCGGAGGAAGACAGCAUGCUGAGACACAGAAAGCGUCAUCCGCAUAUGGUUGCGGACAGGAGACAUAAAUGUCACUUCUGCACAUAUUCCAGUAUGAAAGUCAAGUAGUCUGAAGCUUCAUCUGCUGACUCACCUGGGAGAAAAGCCUCACCAGUGCAAGCUCUGCGAAAAGAGUUUUACGCAAGCCCUCCAUAUGCGCAGGCACAUGAGAACGCACACCGGAGAGAAACCGUUCGUCUGCGACGUCUGCAGCCAAGCAUUCGCGCAAAGAAGCCACUUGAACAGACACAGGAAUAUUCACAGCGACAAGAGGCCUUACCGAUGCUCCGAAUGCGGAAAGAAUUUCGCUAGUCAAAGCAACGUCUGGUCACAUCAGAGGACACACACCGGACAGAAACCCUACCGAUGUACGCAAUGCGAAUACAGAUGUGCUCAUUCUAGCUAUCUCCGUAAACAUGUGAUAAGUUGUCACACGAGGGACUUUCCCCACACGUGUUCCUACUGCGGGAAAGGAUUCCUGAAUCCAAGUCAGGUAAAGCAACAUAACGAGCAGAAACAUUUCGGACCGUCGUCUUCUACGUUGAGCGUGGACAGGACUGUAUGAUAGCUUUUCUCCGGAUUUCACGUGUGUUUCCCGGAGAGAGGGGGACAAUUUGCAACUCGGCCGCUGUCAUCCUGCAUGCUAUUGGAUGACACGUCGGCAAGCUUUGUUGUAAAAUAAAUGAACGAAACGGGAGUUUUCAAAACUGAAUUUGUUCAUUGUAUUACACGAAUUUGGUUAUAUUUUCUUACUGACCGCAAUCAAAUGCUCUGUCAUCACUCAUACUCUCAAAAAACAAGAUAAUA